Clunio marinus is the source of this 390-nucleotide messenger RNA. The record is from the annotation of a GenBank genome assembly. NCBI's taxonomy places the organism in Eukaryota, Metazoa, Arthropoda, Insecta, Diptera, Chironomidae.
AUGGAAAGACUAAAAAAAUUGGAUGAAAAACGAUCAGAGAUUCAGUCUUUAUUUAUUUCCAAUAUUCAUAAGCAAUUCAUCAAAGUUAAGAUACAUCCGCUCGAAGAUAUUUAUCAUCCCCUGCUUCAUCUUCGGCGCUAUGAAUUAAGAGUGUUGAUGAUGUGCCGAAAGAAUCCAAAAGAAAGCAAACAAGAAUUAUUAAUGUAUCAUUUUUGCUUAUGCAAUACUCCAUCACCAGCAACUUACAGAAGUAACAGCAGCUGGAAAAGGGUUUUUCGUUUUUCCCUUUUGAGACCGAAUGAAGAUGUUGCUUUUAAUUUCCUAGAUAAAAUUUUGACAGCUUCAGGAAUUGCGAUGUUGAAAGAGGUGAUAAAUGGGUUUGAAGCCUGA